UCAAGCUAUAACAAAUUAGUUAGUAGAUAUGUUUAAGUUCAAGGACAUAGCUUUCCAAGUCAAGAGAGUAUUCACUAAAAAAGUGUCUCGUUUAAGAUACAUAAUGAACGUACGAAAGGGUCACUUUGCGGUAUACGUUGGAGCAAACGAGGAAGAGAGGAAGAGAUUCAUGGUUCCAAUAUCUUACCUAAGACAUCCUUUGUUCCAAGCUUUGUUGCGUCAAGCCGAAGAUGAAUUUGGCACAGAUCAUCAGAGGAAAUCCCUAACGAUCCCUUGUCGUCACGAUGUCUUUGUUGACGUCACUUGUCGUCUGAAUCGUUUUAAUUUGUUAGUACCAAAAGUAAGUAAUUAAUGAAUUAGUCUAAGGUAUUAGCAUAUUAUUGGUUGGUUUGAUGAUCCGUUUCAUAAGGGGUUUAUAUAUUUAUGUUACUGUGAGGGGGCUUAAGCAACAGUCAAAUCAAAACCAAAAUGUAAUGAAAGAAAGAAUUUGCAUAAUUGGCUUGGAAGUUUGUCUUUACCAAUAAGAUAUAUACGAUCCUCGCAGAUGAC
Capsella rubella is the source of this 549-nucleotide messenger RNA. Its product is annotated as auxin-responsive protein SAUR22. The coding region runs from base 29 to 352 and encodes 107 amino acids. NCBI's taxonomy places the organism in Eukaryota, Viridiplantae, Streptophyta, Magnoliopsida, Brassicales, Brassicaceae. The transcript has a single exon. Gene Ontology annotation, biological process: response to auxin. The record is from RefSeq and is a predicted model, not a curated record.